GGCAUGAAGCUGGGGUCGCAUAAGCGGUCUUGUAGGCCUCCCCCAUACACAGUCUCUUAUAGGUCCAGCUGCGACAAUCCCACAACAAAUGCCAAUCACGGCGCUUAGACAGAGUAAUUAAUUGUAGUUACGUGGCUGAUGAACACUGGACAGUCUCUUGCGAGGAACAGCCAACUGUUGGCAGCUGCGAUGUGUGUGUGCCUGAGUCCUUCCUAUAUAAUCCUCAGCCGAACUGACUGACCUGCAUGCAUUUCCCCUCCCCUCUUCAACCAGUCAGAACUCAUAGCACGCGAUAGAUCGCGCAGAAUUCUUCACCACAUUCGGAAACUCCUCUUCUCUUCAUACUGUUUGAAGCAAAAAAAUCCUGUUAUCGACAACAUACGAUGGCACCAUUUCCUUGCGGGGUUUGCAAAAAGAAAUUUAAAACUAGACCUCGCAUAAUCAGCCAUGCGCUGGAGACUGGUCAUAAUGCGAAUCAAUGUUGCCGAGUGUGCUUGCGAUGGUUUAACAGCGCCAGUGCUUUAGCAGACCAUGCAAAAUCAGCAGCCCACCUCGAAGAAGAAGCAAAGCAAUCACAGUCUGCAAGCGCAUCAGUCACCGAUAGCAAAGAGACUUUAACAGAGGCGCCGCCUCCCGUACAAUUGCAAUUUGGGGACGUCACCUACACAUGCCUUACACAUCAACAGCAAGAUGAGAUCUUCAAUCAGCUCUCUGCUAAAUGUCAUUCCGCAGAGAUUCUUGAGAAGGAAGGCUAUAUACUUGAUGUUGAGAAAGGACCGACAAGGAAGAAGGAAAAACCACGACCAAGCCUAGCAGACUUUCAACAGACCCCGCCGAUUCAGCCUGCCACCAUCAAGCGGCGCGCUGUUGUGGUUGAUUGUGAGAUGGCAGAGGCAUUCGACGGAUCCGAUGAGCUGAUCAGCCUCUACGUGAUGGACUUCUUGACUGGAGAGACCCUUAUCGAUUCAUUAGUUAUCUCUCCUCGGCUGAUCACCGACUGGAGAACGAAGAUUCACGGUAUAGAUGCUACGAUCAUAUGCGAGGCAGUAGAACACCAAAAUGCUUUGCACGGUUGGGCCGCUGCCCGCGAAGAGCUGUGGAAGCACAUUGACGAGAGUACAAUCCUUGUCGGACAAUCAAUACUAUUUGACUUUGAGGUUCUUCGCUUAAUCCACAUGCGUGUCGUGGACUCAGCAAUACUCGCAACAGAGGCUGUCUUUAACAAGAUGGGGAAGAAAUAUAAGAAACCGCGCCGACGGUGGGGACUUCAGGAACUGUGUGAAACGUUCCUUGGUAUCCAAAUACGCAGCGGAGACGGGAUACACAGCAAUAUGGAAGACGUUCUAGCUGCCAGAGAGGUUGUGCUGCAGUGCUUGCUGAAGCCAGACCACUUCAAGGAUUGGGCGGAUAAGGCGCGAGAAGACUUUUGGAAGCCCAAAGAAGGCAGCAAGAAUCAGAAGAAGAAGAAGAAGACCAAGGAGCCGACUCAUCAAAUCGCUAAACAAGCAGCCCCAGUGCUCGAAACGAUUGAGGACUUUUAUGAUAGUCUCGACGAUGAUGAUAUUUUCUAUGAUUUUGAGGAUGCCAGAGGCUUUUACAUGGAACGGGAUUGGUUUACUAACGUUGGCGCCGAUAUUGCUUAUUAUUAAUGCUCCAUCUAUCAUCCAUCUUUAGGUAGCUUAAUGUCUAAGUCUCAUACAAUCUGUAUUAAUUUCGUUGAACGUACAAUCGUAUGCAAUACCA
Molecule: messenger RNA, 1743 nt
Organism: Trichoderma harzianum CBS 226.95
Lineage: Eukaryota; Fungi; Ascomycota; Sordariomycetes; Hypocreales; Hypocreaceae
Exons: 1
Coding region: 384-1649 (421 amino acids)
Biological process (GO): ribosomal large subunit assembly; rRNA processing
Cellular component (GO): nucleus
Molecular function (GO): nucleic acid binding; exonuclease activity
Source: RefSeq, a predicted model, not a curated record